UACCCGGUGGAGGGAUACCUGCCCCUCCAGAACCCCCCCACUGCAGACCUGAUGAAAGCUCAGAAACUGCUGGGAUACAUCAAGAACGUCCUGUCCACGUCCAUCGACACACAGGAGGAGAAGCUGCUGGAGAAAGACAUGUCUAUGUGGAGCCUUCAUGGAGAACCGACCAUCCUCGUCACGCUGGCUCACAUCUUCAACCACUUCGCUCCGCUCAUGUGUAAGGUCUACCUGGUGGAGGACGUGCUGAUGGACUUCCUGUUGGGGAUUUUGGAGGGAGGAGGUUCAGUCGAUGAACAUCCGCUCAUCCAGCAGCUGCUCGACCUCUUCUGGCUCCUCAUGGAGGACUACGAGGUGAACGAGUGUCUGAAGCAGCUGAUGAUGUCGCUGCUGAGAGCGUACCGCUUCUCCCCGAUCAUCCCCGACCUCGGCUUCCAGAUUCAUUACCUGCGUCUGACUACGGCCGUCCUGCAUCACGAGAAGUCCAGAAAAUACCUGCUGAGCAACGUUUUAUAUCCUUUACUCUUAACUAAAGUAACUAAAGUAACUAAAGCUGUUAAUAAUGAAUCUUUAACUUUUGUCACGUUCGACGUCCUUCGCUCCGUGGUGUUCUUCUACGUGAAGACUCCUCUGAGGGUGAAGGAGGCGGGACUAGAGGAGCUGAUUCCCACCACAUGGUGGCCCACGCACUUCGACAAGGAGGGGAAAGACGAGCGGGACCCUAAAGAGGAAAGUGCCGACGAGCGUCUGAGACGUCGAGCCUACGAGAGAGGCUGCCAGAGACUGAAGAAGAGGAUCGAAGUUGUUGAAGAGCUUCAGGUUCAGAUCCUGAGACUGUUGCUCAACAACAAGGACAAGACUACGGGUGAAGCGUCUCGGUACAUUUUCCUGAAUAAGUUCAGGAAGUUCCUCCAGGAGAACGCCAGCAACAGAGGGCAGCAUCCCACGGCGUUGUGUCCUCCGGAGUACAUGGUCUGUUUCCUGCAUCGUCUCAUCACGGCCGUCAGAUCCUGCUGGGACGAAGGCAGCAGGAAGAGUCCCGGCAGCAUCAGCAGUGAAGACGGUUACGUUCCCCCGCAGCUCUUCUACAACGGGAAGGUGGACUACUUUGACCUGCAGCGGUUGGGGGGGCUCCUGUCCCACCUGAAGAAGACCCUCAAAGACGACUUGGCGAGUAAAGCGAACAUCAUCAUCGACCCGGCGGAGAUUCAGAGCACCUCCAUGGACGACCUGGACGAGGACGAGGAGAGCGGAGCGGCUCAGAGGCCGUUUGGAGCAGCAGCGAUGGGUGGAGCCUUGGCCCGACCCAGCUGGCUGAGCUCUCCCACGCUGGGCCGAGCUAACCGCUUCCUCAGCACGGCCGCCGUCAGCCUCAUGACCCCCAGACGACCUCUGACCCAGCCCGAGAAGGUCAAGGUCCGGACCCUCGCCGUGGAGCAGAGGACCGAGGACGACAUCGAGGGUAGCCAUGGCAACGACGGCCUGUUGCUGGGGCGACCGCUGGAGGAGCCGGACCAGCCGGUGGCCGAUAAGUCGCUGCUGGAGAUCGUCGACGGGAUCGUGAUGAUGUACAACCUGAGCGUCCAUCAGCAGCUGGGGAAGAUGGUGGUGGUGUCUGAUGACGUGCAUGAGUACGCUGUAGCGCUGAAGGACACGGAGGAGAAGAUCGCUCGCUGUCCGUCCAGAAGAGCAGACAUCCUGGAUGAGCUCCAGAAGAGUCAGAAGGUUUUUGCAGAGAAGUUGAAUCAUCUGAGCAGAAGACUGGCCUGGAUCAACGCCACCAUCUACUCCAAGGAGAAGAUGCUGGACGUGUACUGGCUGCUGUGUGUGUGUAUUCGGACCAUCGAGCACGCUGAUAACACCGGCUCGUUGUUCGCCUUCGCUCCGGAGUUCUACCUGAACGUGGCGAUGAACGCGUACAGCGCUCUGAAGAACUACUUCAGCCCGGCCAACAGCAUGGACGAGCUGCCAGGUUACGAAGAAACGCUGACUCAGCUCGCUGCGAUCCUCGCUAAACACUUUGCUGACCCACGAAUAGUCGGAACAGAUAUCAAAGACUCUCUGAUGCAGGCGCUGGCCAGCUACGUCUGUUACCCACAAUCCCUGCGGGCGGUGGAGCGGAUCCCCGAGGACCAGCGCGUCGCCAUGAUGAGGAAUCUGCUGGCUCCGUAUGAACAGAGACCCUGGGCCCAGACCAACUGGAUCCUGGUCCGACUGUGGAGGGGUUGUGGGUUCGGCUACAGAUACACUCGUCUGCCUCAUCUGCUCAAAACCAAACCAGAGGACGCAAACCUGCCCAGCCUGCAGAAGCCGUGUCCGUCGCUGCUGCUGCAGAGACACAUGGCCGAGCUGCUGAGCGUCGAUAAAGACAUGGCCGCCUCCUUCCUCAACAGCGUCCUCAACCAGCUCAACUGGGCGUUCUCCGAGUUCAUCGGCAUGAUCCAAGAGAUCCAGCAGGCAGCGGAGCGUCCAGAGAGGAACUUUGUGGACACUCGUCAGCUGAAGGUGUGUGCGACCUGCUUCGACCUGUCCGUCAGCCUGCUGCGGGUUCUAGAGAUGACCGUCACGCUGGUUCCUGAGAUCUUUCUGGAUUGGUCGAGACCGUCUGCAGAGCUGCUGCUCAGACGCCUCGCUCAGGUCAUCAUCUACUCAUCAUUCAUCAUUUAUUACUUUAUUACUUUAUAUUUAUAG
Scomber japonicus (chub mackerel) is the source of this 2691-nucleotide messenger RNA. RefSeq names its product E3 ubiquitin-protein ligase RNF123. Gene Ontology annotation, molecular function: ubiquitin-protein transferase activity. The transcript has 24 exons. The record is from RefSeq and is a predicted model, not a curated record. Gene Ontology annotation, cellular component: cytoplasm. Bases 52 to 2691 code for a protein of 879 amino acids. NCBI's taxonomy places the organism in Eukaryota, Metazoa, Chordata, Actinopteri, Scombriformes, Scombridae.